Molecule: messenger RNA, 2320 nt
Organism: Cololabis saira (Pacific saury)
Lineage: Eukaryota; Metazoa; Chordata; Actinopteri; Beloniformes; Belonidae
Gene: pisd
Product: phosphatidylserine decarboxylase
Exons: 7
Coding region: 83-1396 (437 amino acids)
Biological process (GO): phosphatidylethanolamine biosynthetic process
Cellular component (GO): mitochondrion
Molecular function (GO): phosphatidylserine decarboxylase activity
Source: RefSeq, a predicted model, not a curated record
AUCUGUCACUUCUGCUCAGAGGAAACUAGCUCUUCUCUUUCCCGAUGAGUCCCCGUCCUGCACCGUUGUCAAUCACCCAUCUAUGGUGAAGUUCUUACGCAAACGCCGCAAUGACGGCGAGCGGCGGGGGCGCGACUUGCUGCGGCAGGUGAGGCGGCGGCGUCAGACAACUGAUGGAGAGAAGGAAAAUGAUAGAAAUGGAGGAGGAAGAGGGGCGAGGACAAGAACAGCAGCACGCUUCAGACUCCAGGUGCCUCGUUUGGCUUUUCGCCACCGUCUGAACAAGCCCAAUAACGGUGCCUGUCGCCCGGCCCGUUGGCGACGCCGGCCAAUCGCCUUCCUUGGCUUCAUCCUCUCUGUCAAUGCUCUGCGGCCGCUGGCCAACCGGGUGGCGUUGUACCGCUCAUUCCCAACCCGCCUCCUCUCUCGUGCCUGGGGUCGUCUGAAUGAGCUGGACCUCCCCACCUGGCUCAGGAAACCCAUCUACUCUCUCUACAUCUGGACCUUCGGGGUCAACAUGCAGGAGGCAGCGGUAGAGGAUUUACAUCAAUACAAAAACCUGGGAGAAUUCUUCAGACGGCGUCUCAAACCGGCUGUCCGACCCGUGUGUGCCUCCUCCUGCCUGAUUUCUCCUGCUGAUGGGAAGAUUCUCCACUUCGGUCGUGUGAAGAACUGUGAGGUUGAGCAGGUGAAGGGGGUCACCUACAGUCUGGAGAGCUUCCUGGGUCCUCAGAUGAGGGCCGAUACCGGUAAGACCACCAGGAUCCACAACAGGCGCGUUAAUCUGUGUGAUAUCGUCAUCAUUUUUAGCAGUAAUAGCAUCGUUGUUGAUGCUUUUUUUCCCUCAGAUUCAACAUCGACCUAUCAGAACCUCCUCCUGUCGUCUGCCGACAGCGAGCUCUACCAUGUGGUCGUCUACCUGGCUCCAGGUGACUACCAUUGCUUCCACUCGCCUACAGAUUGGACGGUGGAGCUUCGUCGUCACUUCCCAGGCUCGUUAAUGUCGGUCAACCCAGGCGUGGCCCGUUGGGUCAAAGAGCUGUUCUGCCUCAAUGAGCGUGUGGUUCUAAGUGGCCAGUGGCAUCACGGCUUCUUCUCGUUCACGGCGGUGGGGGCCACCAACGUGGGCUCCAUCAGACUCUACUUUGACCAGGAGCUGCACACCAACACCCCUCGCUACAGCAAGGGCUCGUUCCACGACCGCAGCUACAUCUCCGUGGGCGACCAGGCCCUGAAGGUGGCGGGUGACGGGGGCGUGGCCUUGCAGAAGGGCGAGGCGGUGGGGGAGUUUAACCUGGGUUCCACCAUCGUUCUGCUGUUUGAGGCUCCCAGAGACUUCACCUUCAACCUGCAGCCCGGACAGCGGAUCAGAGUGGGCGAGGGCCUCGGCAGCUGAUGGUCGGCUGCAGACUCAGGGGGCCGGCUGGCACAAACGCAUAAUGUUGAGGACAAUUCACGGCCCUUUGGUGACGAUGAGAAGGACAUAUAAUCAAGGACUCCAGCUCCCACAAUGCUUUGUGCCUCAUUGCCAGAUCAGAAACAACAGACGGUUCACAACCAACCUGCGUGUCUCUGAAUAUUGAGACUUUUUGGGUCCAGAUUCACCUCUUUCCUGUCAGAUCUUUAUUUUAUUGGGAUGUUUGUUGUGACUUUUUCCGCCUUCAGUCUUUUUUUUUCUUCUUUUUUCUAAUAUAUCUGAUCUUCUGAAUACAGAAGUUUUCUUCUGAGCAGGUUUCAUGAUGGUGUUUUGUUCAUAAACAUCAAAGAGAACUGCACAAACCUGACCGGAGCGGUCCAGAACUUUGUUAGAGACUGAGAGAAGUUCCUGUAAGAACAGAGAGCAGCUGCAGGAAAACCAUCUACUAACCUGCUUCCAUCUUUAAUAACACAUGGUCCCUUUACUAACUUUUCUAAGUUGUUCUAAGUCACCUCUGAAUCAUCUGGGUCCAUGUUCUGACCUGGUGUGAGCUUCCCUUGCUUCCUGACGUGCAGGACUUUACCAUGCUGAUGUUUUUCACAGUAGAUCUGCACCUAGACCCAAACCAGUGAGCAACAACACGAAGAACAAGAACAGAUUAUAAACUAUUAUGUUAAACUCAACAUGCAUGCUGAGAAACUACCCCAGUCACUUCAACAAACCAAACCUGUAGUUCUGGACAGAAACCGAGCCACCAGUAAGCUCUGCUCCUCAAAUACAGAUGAGUCGACUGCUGUUAUACCAUUGUUCCUGGAGCUCUUAUGCCAGUAACUCCAGGAGAGGAUGGACAAUUAAGUUUAUUUUAUCUCCUAUGCUGAAUCCAAAUAAACAAAUAUAAAUGUC